GUGUCCAGGACCAGGUGCAGGGUGCCAUGGCUGUGAUGCAGGACAACAUGAGAGCUAUGGCCGAGAGGGAUUCGCAGCUGAAUCAGCUUGAGGCAAGGACCAAUGACCUGCAAGGGGCUUCCAAAGCCUUCAGCUCCGGAGCAAAGCGUCUCCAAAGGCACUACCAGUGGCAGAGGUACAAGUUCUAUUUUGCCAUUGGUGCCGUGGUAGUGCUGGCCGUGGCGAUGAUCCUGCUGCCUUCAGACUACAAGCUGCCCUUCUUUGCCAUCUCCUUGGUGAUUCUUGGAGUCCUGGCCCUUGUGAACGCCUUGUUGGGUCGCCGGGAGCAGCUGCGCGAGGAGGAGCAGCCAAGCGUGGAGCUUGGGGAGUCGCUGACGCGCGAGGGCCGCGAGGGCAUGGAGUGA
Symbiodinium pilosum is the source of this 404-nucleotide messenger RNA. The record is from the annotation of a GenBank genome assembly. NCBI's taxonomy places the organism in Eukaryota, Dinophyceae, Suessiales, Symbiodiniaceae.